AUGCUCCUACGAAAUUGUGACCCUGCCAAUGGAAAUUGCAACGGAACAAGAUACACCCUCACGCAACUCAAUUCUCACGUCAUCGAGGCAGUGAUAGCGAGUGGCCCUCACAGUGGUAAGCACCUGUUCACACGUCGGAUACCACUGUUACCCUCCGACAACCAGUUUCCCUUCCAAUUAAGAUACAGGCAAUUUCCCAUCAAACUAGCCUUCUCAUUCACAAAUAUCAAGUCUCAGGGCCAGACUUUAGAUUAUGUUGGUGUGUUUCCGCCCAGUCCGUUGUUUACACACGGCCAGUUGUAUGUCUCUAUGAGCAGAGCAGUGGACUCAGCUAAUUUGAAAAUUAGUGUUGAUGAAACACAAAAUAUCUGUUACAAAGAAGUAUUGUAA
Octopus sinensis (East Asian common octopus) is the source of this 390-nucleotide messenger RNA. RefSeq lists its product as uncharacterized. The record is from RefSeq and is a predicted model, not a curated record. Lineage: Eukaryota; Metazoa; Mollusca; Cephalopoda; Octopoda; Octopodidae. The transcript has a single exon. Bases 1 to 390 code for a protein of 129 amino acids.